ACGGCACUUCCGGGUUCCCUCGGUGCCGGCCGUGGUUCUCCGCUCAGCCGCGCCGUGUUCCUCCCCCGGCUCCCGCUGCUCCCGGGCUGCUCCUGGGCUGCUCCCGGGCAGCCCCCGCCGCGCCUCGGGGCUGCCAUGCCGGUGGCGGCCGCCGCCCCCCUGAUCAGCUCCGUGCAGAAGCUGGUGCUGUACGAGACCAGGGCUCGGUAUUUUCUAGUUGGAAGUAAUCCUGCAGAAACCAAAUACCGUGUUUUGAAAAUAGAUCGCACUGAACCAAAGGACUUGGUUAUUAUUGAUGAUAAGCAUGUUUAUACACAACAAGAGGUGAGGGAACUACUUGGCCGUUUAGAUCUGGGAAACAGAACAAAGAUGGGGCAGAAGGGCUCUUCUGGGUUAUCUCGAGCUGUCUCUGCUUUUGGUAUAGUAGGUUUUGUCAGGUUCUUAGAAGGCUACUACAUUGUGUUAAUAACAAAAAGAAGAAAAAUGGCAGAUAUUGGUGGUCAUGCAAUAUAUAAAAUAGAAGAUACAAAUAUGAUCUACAUUCCAAAUGACUCUGUAAGAGUCAGUCAUCCUGAUGAGGCCAGGUAUCUGAGAAUCUUUCAAAAUGUGGACCUUUCUAGCAACUUCUAUUUUAGUUACAGCUAUGAUCUAUCUCACUCCCUUCAGUAUAAUCUUACUGUCCUGAGAAUGCCACUUGAGACAUUAAAAACUGAAACAACCCAGACCCGACAAGAGAGCUUUGAUAUAUUUGAAGAUGAAGGACUUUCAACACAAGGGGGAAGCGGUGUAUUUGGGAUUUGCAGUAAACCUUACGAAAAGUAUGUGUGGAAUGCCAAGCUUCUGGAAGCAGUAAGAACUGCUGUUCAUCGUGACUGGCUGCUGUAUAUUAUUCAUGGAUUCUGUGGGCAAUCAAAGCUGUUAAUAUAUGGUCGCCCUAUAUAUGUCACUCUGAUAGCCAGAAGAUCAAGCAAAUUUGCUGGAACACGUUUUCUGAAACGAGGAUCAAACUGUGAGGGAGAUGUUGCUAAUGAAGUGGAAACUGAACAAAUACUUUAUGAUGCUUCAGUUAUGUCAUUUUCUGCGGGGAGUUAUUCUUCCUAUGUUCAGGUUCGAGGGUCUGUCCCUCUGUACUGGUCUCAAGAUAUUUCAACUAUGAUGCCUAAGCCACCCAUAACACUGGACCAAGCAGAUCCUUAUGCACAUGUUGCUGCUCUUCACUUUGACCAAAUGCUUCAAAGAUUUGGCUCUCCCAUUAUUAUAUUGAACCUUGUGAAGGAACGUGAAAAAAGAAAGCAUGAAAGGAUUCUCAGUGAAGAACUCGUUGCUGCUGUGACGUAUCUCAACCAGUUCUUACCCCCAGAACAUGCAAUUAUAUAUAUACCCUGGGAUAUGGCCAAAUACACUAAAAGCAAACUUUGCAAUGUCCUUGACAGACUGAAUGUGAUUGCAGAAAGUGUAGUAAAGAAGACUGGAUUUUUUGUAAAUCGACCUGAUUCCUACUGCAGUAUCUUGCGUCCAGAUGAAAAGUGGAAUGAACUGGGAGGUUGUGUUGUUUCCACUGGUCGUUUGCAGACUGGAGUUCUCCGAACGAAUUGUGUGGACUGUUUAGACCGCACUAACACAGCCCAGUUUAUGGUGGGGAAAUGUGCUUUGGCCUACCAGCUGUAUUCAUUGGGAUUGAUUGAUAAACCAAAUUUACAAUUUGAUACAGAUGCUGUAAGAUUAUUUGAAGAAUUAUAUGAAGAUCAUGGAGACACGCUUUCUCUGCAGUAUGGAGGCUCUCAGCUUGUGCACAGAGUGAAAACGUAUAGAAAGAUUGCUCCAUGGACUCAGCAUUCCAAAGAUAUUAUGCAAACACUCUCAAGAUAUUAUAGUAAUGCUUUCUCAGAUGCGGACAGGCAAGAUUCUAUCAAUCUCUUUCUGGGAGUAUUCAAGCCUGCAGAAGGAAAGCCACAUCUCUGGGAGCUUCCCACUGAUUUUUAUUUGCAUCACAAGAACACCCUUGGUCUGUCACAGACCAGGCAAAGCUAUACUUACUGGUGGACCACAGGUGUGCUAAAGCAUUUACCUCUUCCUUUUGAUGAAGUGACAUGUGCUGAAAACAGACGCAAGUUGACAGUGAAGAAAUUCCACAAAUACGAAGAGGAAAUUGAUAUCCACAAUGAGUUUUUUAGGCCAUAUGAGUUGAGCAGUUUUGAUGAGACUUUCUGCUUGGCAAUGACCAAUUCUACACGAGAUUUUAUGCCUAAGAAUGUGGGAAUUGAUCCAAGUCCAUUUACUGUUCGUAAACCUGAUGAAACUGGAAAAUCUGUGUUGGGGAACAAAAAUAAUAGAGAAGAAGCUGUGCUGCAGCGCAAAACAGCUGCUAGUGCUCCUCCACCCCCAAGCGAGGAAGCAGUGUCGAGUAGUUCUGAAGAUGAUUCUGGGACAGAUAAAGAAGAUGAAGGUGCUGUUUCUCAACGUUCAACUCCGGUAAAGGUGACUGAUACAGGAGACAAUACAAAAAUUACAGAGAAUGUAGUGCAAUCAACAAAAGAUGUGUAUGGGGUCAAUCUUUCAGAUAUCCCUUCAGAAGAUGAUCUUGCAAUAUAUGCAAGGUUUGUUCAGCUGGGACAGAGUCAGCAUAAACAAGACAAGGGGAGCCAGCAAUUUUGUUCAAAACACCCAUUGGAUAAGGUUAUAAAUUUAAUACCCAUCUCCUCCUUUUCUCAAGACAAUAUUUACGAAGUCCAGCCUCCAAGAGCUGAUAGGAAAUCGAUAGAGAUUUUCCAUGCACACAUUCAGGCUGGAAGAGGGAACAUGCAGCCCCUGGGAAAAGAUGACUUCCUCAUGUACAGAGAGUACAUUCGAAACAGAUACAUGUAAAUCCAAGCUGGAUUCUCCUGCAAAAUCUACUGUACUGAUAAGUCAUAAAAAUAAUUUUAGAAAGGAAAUCUAGUUAUGUUCUUUUGCAGUAAUGAAUUUAUUACUAACUUUUCUAUUUAUUAUUCUUUACUGUUAUCCAUUUGUUGUAUUGUGCUUUAGGGAAAAAGGUGAUUUAAUAUCUGAUUUAAAAGGUUAUUUAAUAUCUUUUUAGCUGAAAGUAUCUUAAGAGACUAAGUGAAUAAUCAGAGCACCCAGAGUCACUAGAGAGUAUGUAGCAAUUUAUGGCAAAGAAAAUACGGCAUCUUUAGUUUUUCAUAUUAAUUUCUUACAUUGUUAUCUUUGCUAAUAAAACUGAAGUGAUUUGUACAAAAGAAUCAGAAGAGAAGAGUUUUCUUCCUCUUUGUUCCAUGACAGAAAACAAUCUUUUUUUACAGCAGAUUAUUUUCUGGUACUUCUUGAGGUUUUUAGCCAAGUGAGUGCUAGAAUGACUGCUUGCAAUUUGCUGCUUUCUUAAGCAAAAGUGAAAAAUAUGUGGCUUAUGUCAAAAUCAAAAUUUGCAUCAACACUAAUAAACUUUGUAACCCUAAUAUGCAUCAAAACUAAUCUCACUGGUGCUGGUAGCUGCAGAAUCUGUGCCACAUACUGCGGGGUGAAGAUGGCUUGUGACUAAUUAUCACAGGCUUCUAGUAGGAGUCUGAGGAGAACCCCAUAAUGACAGCAUCUGCAAAUGAGGGAAUGUUCUUCAUGUUAUUGUGUUUGGACACCUAGAGAGUGCCAAACUAUCCUGUCAUUUUUCUGUAUGACAGGCAUUACUUUUGUUGAAGCAUACUCUUCCCAUCCCUGUAAAUUUGCUCCUGUGAGAUAGCUUCAGGUCCAAGCCUGGAGCCUCCCCGGCAAGGGGUGUCAGUAAGUGACCAGACCAGCUGGGGUGAUCAUGCAAGAGGAAGCAGUAGUUGGGUUAGGCAAGACUGAACAUCACAUCCUGUGCUGGGUAAGAAGUGAAGAGGCAGCAGGUGUUUAAAUAGGUUCUUUUGGGGUUUUAAGUCAAACAUUUCUCAAAAUUAGGAAAAAAAAAAAAAAAAGGAGGGGAGGAAGCCUACUAUUUGCAAUUGCAGGCUGAAAUUCCCAACACUGUAGCCCUUUGCCUUGAAGAAUACUGACAGUAUCACCAGCAUCCUUGACAAAACAUUUUGUUCCACAAGCUUGAACAGAUCAUGUUUCAGAAUUUUCUGGAAUAGCAGAAUAAUUGUUUUAGGGAUGUGGCCAACUGCAUGUAACAGAUGUGGAGAACAUGUUUGUGUUCACAGUAAAUUGCUUUUCAGGCAGCUACUGCAGAUUCGUGGCUGCUCACUGCAAACAUGUUUGCAUAUCUUUGAAUAUUUUAUGCAGUAAGUUGCGCGUCUGUCAGUAAUUCAAUAUAAGAAAAGAUGUGGUGGGUAAAGGAAAAAAAGGUUUCUUGUGGUACAAGUUUGUGUGUCUCAGGGAAGGACUUGCAUGCAGUCAGAGUGAGAACAUGGUACCUUGAGCUACCAAAGCGUUUUGGUGUCCAUUCUCUUUUGUUAAUUGUUUUGAGCCAAAUGGUUGUAUUUUAGGAGAUGCAAGAAUGAAUUGUCACUUUAGAUAAUACUUCAUUGCAACUGUCAGUGUUUUUUUCCUCUGGAAAAAUAAACCUAUACUGAAUUAUUUUGCCCAAUAUGAAAAUAAUUAGAAGGAAUAAAUGCUUGCUUUGAAAAAAAUGUAAA
Molecule: messenger RNA, 4607 nt
Organism: Corvus hawaiiensis (hawaiian crow)
Lineage: Eukaryota; Metazoa; Chordata; Aves; Passeriformes; Corvidae
Gene: FIG4
Product: FIG4 phosphoinositide 5-phosphatase
Exons: 23
Coding region: 136-2865 (909 amino acids)
Biological process (GO): phosphatidylinositol dephosphorylation
Cellular component (GO): intracellular membrane-bounded organelle
Molecular function (GO): phosphatidylinositol-3,5-bisphosphate 5-phosphatase activity
Source: RefSeq, a predicted model, not a curated record